CAAAAUGAUAACAAUUUAAUUAAUAAAUAAACAGUCGAAAAAUCCAAGGGGUGUUAGUGUUAGGGUUUUGGGCUGCUUCUCAUAUAAAAGGCUCAGCAAAGGCCGCCUAUCGUUCAACAGCUCCAGCCUUUGUUUCCUGCAUCUCCCUCUUCAGGUGCUUGGUGAUUUGGUAGUAUUUCUCGAGUACUUAGAAGACUCAGCAAAUAUGCAGAAUGAGGAGGGGCAAAACAUGGAUCUCUAUAUCCCGAGGAAGUGCUCGGCCACUAACAGGUUGAUCACUUCCAAGGAUCACGCCUCUGUCCAGAUCAACAUUGGUCAUGUGGAUGAGAGCGGCAGAUACACUGGUCAAUUCUCAACUUUUGCUCUUUGUGGAUUCAUUCGUGCCCAGGGUGAUGCGGACAGUGCACUUGAUAGGUUGUGGCAGAAAAAGAAAGUUGAAGCCCAACAGCAGUAGAAGGGCUUUUCUCCUCAACGCAUAGUCGAAGUUGUUUCUUGAAGUUUUACCUAUAACAUUUUAAGAUGUGCAGUUGAAGUUUCACAACACAUCUAUCUACAUGUUUGCUUAAGUUAGUAUUAGUAGAUUACGAGGUUCCUGUAAUGUUGUACCUUCUGUUCAUUUGAUCUUGAAAUUCAAUUUUGGUUCUUCUCUA
Messenger RNA from Salvia miltiorrhiza (redroot sage), 650 nucleotides. RefSeq names its product 40S ribosomal protein S21-2-like. Lineage: Eukaryota; Viridiplantae; Streptophyta; Magnoliopsida; Lamiales; Lamiaceae. Gene Ontology annotation, biological process: endonucleolytic cleavage to generate mature 3'-end of SSU-rRNA from (SSU-rRNA, 5.8S rRNA, LSU-rRNA); translation; endonucleolytic cleavage in ITS1 to separate SSU-rRNA from 5.8S rRNA and LSU-rRNA from tricistronic rRNA transcript (SSU-rRNA, 5.8S rRNA, LSU-rRNA). Gene Ontology annotation, cellular component: ribosome; cytosolic small ribosomal subunit. Gene Ontology annotation, molecular function: structural constituent of ribosome. The transcript is spliced from 4 exons. The record is from RefSeq and is a predicted model, not a curated record. The coding region runs from base 206 to 454 and encodes 82 amino acids.